UGCUGCUGCUGCUGCAGGGGGAAGAUAUGAGGACAAAGCGACAAACAGACGCUGCUUGAAGGCUGGUAGCCAUAUAAUCAAAUUAAUAUUUACCCUUUAUUUUAUAUUUUUGGAACCAUUUCUAACCGAGAAACCUCCAGAACCACCCUCCAGCUGAGCGUGUUUUCCCCUCCUAGCUAGCGAUGUUGCACGGGAAGCACGACGGUGAGUGUCAGCUAGCAGCGGCACAGCUCGCGUCUGUCACAACCGGCUUCCUCACGUUUAGUCCGGCACACCAGUGACCAUGGAUGUCCGAGCAGUGCUGGAGUUCGCUACAGUCACCAGAGGACUUUCUCUGUUUCUGCAGGCUGUCUUGAAUGCUGCCAUCCCUGACCACGAUGCUGAUGCAUUCAGGCCCCCUCGGACAGAGGAGCCCCUGUACUUGGACUCAGUGGUGGACUGGUUGCUGGGUGGCCUCUCUCACUGGGACGCCGAGCAUUUCCUCUUCAUCGCUGAGAAAGGAUACCUCUACGAGCACAACUUUGCAUUUUUCCCCCUCUUCCCCGUCGUCCUGCGAGGCCUGGCCGAGACGCUGCUGUGGCCCCUGAGCAGCUGGCUGAGCGUUCGGGGCCGGCUGCUGGUGGCGGUGGCUCUGGCGAACAGUGCCCUCUUCCUGCUGAGUGUGGUCGCCCUGCACGCGCUCAGUAGAAUAGUUCUGCAGGACAGGCGUCUCGCUCUGCUCUCCAGCCUGCUCUACUGCAUCACGCCCGCCAAUGUUUUCAUGACUGCCGGAUACUCAGAGAGCCUGUUCGCCGCUCUCACUUUUGGCGGUCUGUUCCUCCUGGAGAAAGGAUUCACCUUCCGAGCCUGCCUGGCCCUCAGCAUCGCCACAGCGGCACGAUCCAACGGACUUGUCAACAUUGGGUUUCUACUGUAUCUUCCAUCACUGCACGCCAUCUCCCAGAUUCGUGUAUAUCGUGCAACGACAAAAGGCCACACUAAAGUCUUCCACUACAUCUGGGUCAUCGUCUGUCUCCUGCUCACCUCCCUCUUGGGAACCGCAAUUAUUGCUCUCCCCUUCUGUGCUUUCCAGUACUACGGGUACAGGACGUUUUGCACACCGUCCACCUCCUUGGAGCGGAUCUCUCCUGCUCUUCUGUCGCUGGCUGAGCGGAAGGGCUACCGGGUUCCAGAUGAAAAUGGUCCGCCGCCCCUCUGGUGUAUGAGACCCCUCCCGCUGCUGUAUUCUCAUAUCCAAGAUGUGUACUGGGAUGUGGGCUUCCUCCGUUACUUUGAGCUGAAGCAGAUACCGAACUUUAUCCUGGCUCUGCCUAUGGCCACUCUUGGCAUAAUGGCUGCUUAUGCAUACUUCCAUGCUAACCCAGAACUGUGCAUGAGACUCGGACUUUGGGAGACGAGUGCAAACAGAGGACUUGACAAACCCUCGCCAGGAUUCUUCAACCCCAGAGUGUUUGUGUAUGUCGUACAUUCUGCUGUACUCCUGGUGUUUGGAACACUGUGCAUGCACGUGCAGGUUCUAACCAGAUUCAUGGCCUCCUCGUCUCCCGUGCCCUUCUGGAUAAGUGCUCACCUGCUCCUCCUCAAUGAGCCGCUUCUUCAUCGAAGGAAAACGUCGAACCCCAAUGUACAGCUACAGAGCCAUUCCAGAAACGGUUGCAAGCACACACCUCAGAACCCCAUCACUGCACUGCUGCCACACUUUAAAGCCUGUUCCCCGACAACGCAGAGCAUCCUGGGAUACUUCCUCUCUUACUGGGUACUGGGCCUCGCACUGCACUGUAACUUCUUGCCAUGGACAUGAUUUAAGACGUUGCUCUGAGGUUUAAAUGCCAUAUUUCUAUGUAGGACUGGGCUAUAUACCAUCAUUUUUUAAAUUAUACCAUACAGUCAUUUUAUAACCUUGUCAUUUCUUUGUUAGUGCAGUAAUAGCUAGUAACUACAAUAACAAUACAAAGAACCUGUCAUGAAAAUAACUGUAUCCAUGAAUGCAUCAUUUCAUCUUCAUUAAAAACAACUAAACUCACUACUGGAGACAACAGAUCCAAAGCAAGUUAAAAAAAAACAAUGCAGUUUCUCUUAUUAUUGCCCAAUCCUACAUAGAAUUUACUACAUUUUUGAAGCUGUUUUAUUCAUGAUCCAGUGAAUAAGUUUGAUUUGUACAUUUUAGUCAAAUGGGUUUGUUGUCAGUUAGAACAAACUCUCUGUUGGUUGUAAAUUUUGGAGAAACUAUGGUUGUUCUUGGGGAAAAAAAGAAUAUUUCUUGCGGGAGCUUUAAAUUUUUAUUUAUUCAGUUUACUGCACUGCACUGCAUGUUUAAAAAAAAAAAUCCAAGUUAUAGCUUGGAACUUUUAAAUGAGAAUGAAGAAGAAGAACCUCAAAGAACCUCAAUUUCAUUUCCUCAACUUGUGUUUUUUUAUGUAAAGGUAAUUGUUCUUUCUUGAGGCACUGAUGUAAAACUUCUAUAUUGUGUUUCGUUGUAAAGAAAAUUUGUUGCCAAAGUUGUAAUGGCAAGUUGGCCUUGAAUUUCAAAUUAAACAAAAUGUCGAAUUAA
Molecule: messenger RNA, 2551 nt
Organism: Stegastes partitus (bicolor damselfish)
Lineage: Eukaryota; Metazoa; Chordata; Actinopteri; Pomacentridae
Gene: pigv
Product: phosphatidylinositol glycan anchor biosynthesis, class V
Exons: 3
Coding region: 284-1801 (505 amino acids)
Biological process (GO): GPI anchor biosynthetic process
Cellular component (GO): mannosyltransferase complex; endoplasmic reticulum membrane
Molecular function (GO): alpha-1,6-mannosyltransferase activity; GPI mannosyltransferase activity
Source: RefSeq, a predicted model, not a curated record